This is a messenger RNA of Laccaria bicolor S238N-H82, 895 nucleotides long. RefSeq lists its product as uncharacterized. Gene Ontology annotation, cellular component: nucleus; cytoplasm. Gene Ontology annotation, biological process: regulation of barbed-end actin filament capping. Lineage: Eukaryota; Fungi; Basidiomycota; Agaricomycetes; Agaricales; Hydnangiaceae. The record is from RefSeq and is a predicted model, not a curated record. The transcript has 5 exons. Gene Ontology annotation, molecular function: protein binding. The coding region runs from base 20 to 646 and encodes 208 amino acids.
CAAGAAGCAACCACCACCAAUGGCCCUUGUCGAGAAAAAUUUAUGGGUUGCUGCAGGAGACGGAGACCUCGAACGUGUCAAAGAACUGAUUAACCAAUGCAAGCCCACUGGAAGGCAUGCUGCAGCUUCCUAUGGGCAGAUCGAGGUUCUGGCGUAUUUGGUUGCGAAUGGUGGAGACGUAAAUAUCACUGAUGAAGAUGGAGAUACGCCACUUUACACUGUCGAAAAUAUCGAAACCGCUCGGUGGCUCGUCGACCACGGUGCAGUCGUGGACCGUCGCAAUAACGAAGGAAUUUCUCCCAUCGAACAUCUCAGUGAAGACUUUGCGGCGGUUGCCAGUUUUUUGGAGACCACCUCAACUGCCUCAAUAUCGGCCCCUCGUAGUCAACAGCCUUCGCAACAUUCACAGCAUGUUGCUUCUGAACAGUUGACAUCUGCCCUGAUGGCAUCCGUUCAGGAAAUCAUGCAGCGAGCAGAGGUUGAAAACCGAGAUCCAGAAGAAGAGCUUCGACAAGCCGUGAGCAGGACGGUUUUGGAAGGCGUGGUAACUGGGUUCGAAAUGUCGACUGAGGAGGAAGAUAUUCGAAGUCGUGUAACCAACGACACACCGUCAAAAAGAAUGAGGACAGAUCACGGCACUUGCUAAAAUAUUUCGAGAGCUGAUGUGCAUCUUUGGAAUAUUGUUCUCAUGACUCGGGAUAAAUGCAGCAACGACAAUCCGAUCCGACGUUUUGAUCAUGAUCAGAAGGGUCGUUGAUCGUGAUCAAGACGUACUACAAACUCGAUCAGGGGGAAUGUCAUCACCAAGUGCAUACUUGCAGUUUGCUAACUUUGCUUGCUGUGAUUUAUUUCAAGGCCACUGUAGUGAAAAAUAUGAAUGAGACGGUUCGUAUUC